This is a messenger RNA of Lingula anatina, 2648 nucleotides long. Its product is annotated as cation-dependent mannose-6-phosphate receptor. Gene Ontology annotation, cellular component: trans-Golgi network. The record is from RefSeq and is a predicted model, not a curated record. NCBI's taxonomy places the organism in Eukaryota, Metazoa, Brachiopoda, Lingulata, Lingulida, Lingulidae.
GAAGUCAGGUUGUUCAACAUCUGAUUAGAGUUAAUCAGUAACCCGCCGGCGUACUACCGGCCACUUCAGCAAACAUAUUACGUGCUGAGGACGGCGUUAUCAGUACACGCGUCGGUCACAGGUUGCCCAUUUCUAUACUAAUAAUCCAGCUAGUACUCCCCGACAUUGCACUUUAACCGGGUACCACUAUUUCACGAGAGAUGCAGUCAUGGGCAUGUGACACGAGAGACGCGUUGAGAAGAAAAAUGGCGAACAGUGCCAAACCGGCGUCUCGGACGACGUUAAGAGGCUGUGUGUUUCUCUGUGUGGUAUGGCUGACUGUGGGCGCCGCCAAGGGACAGACACCUCAGAAAUUGGACUGCAAGAAGGCGGGGCCGUGCACCUGUAACAGCGCCAACGGAGUGAUCGACUUGACGCCUCUAGCUAACUCGGACAACACACCGCGUUUCAAGGAUGUACCUGGAGGCGGGGAUUCAUUUUCCUGGAAUCCGUGCAAUCCGUUUGACGAAGGAAGUGGGUGUGCCAAAGUCUCGGCAUGUCAGAAUCAUGCUGGCACGGACGACUACCCAAUAGGGUUGCAAGAGUCAGCGGAAUUUAUAAACGAUCCCACACGAGGCCUUGAAAUCCAUUAUACUGCAACAACGGGUUUCACCCAAAGGGAGUCAUUCGUUCAGCUUAUUUGUGAUAUGGGCACUGAAGGCUCGCUGACUGCCAAAGGAGAAGAUCCUGCUGGUUCGGCACAGUAUUACAUGACGUUAACGAGCAAGUACGCAUGCCCAGGAGUGUCCGGCGGUGGUAUUAGUGCAGGCAGUGUACUGCUCAUCGUUUUCUUCAGUUUAGUAGUCGUAUACAUUUUAGCUGGCAUGGCCGUUAUGAAGUUCGGCAAAGGUGCAGCAGGGAGAGAACUCAUUCCCAAUUAUAGCUUUUGGAAAGGUCUCCCGUUUUUGAUACGGGAUGGCAUUAUGUUUGUAGUAGGAGGAUGCAAGCCAAAGAAAGGGUACGACUCCAUAUAGAAUCUGAACAUUUUGGACAAAAUUGAUGAAAAAUUAUAGCAAUAAGUGAAAAAGGAGCCAGAAUUGUCUACAUCAGUCUGUAAGUGCAAGCAAAUAUAAGGAAAUGAUCACUGAAGAUCACAAGAAACAGCAACAAUGUAUGGAACUGUCUCAGUUGUUGCCAUGGAAGCAUACGUUGCCAUGGGAAUCUUGAACGGAGAAGACAAUGUAGUAGACGGUUUUGUUAUUAUAUCUGAUAUCAGGGACUAUCGUGAACGUUUUGACAUUAGGAUACAAUACAAUCAAUACACUUUAUUGUGAAAUUUUACAGAUUUCUGCAGGCCUUUUUGUACAUAGGGUUCAAAGGGAGUUUCCACUUUUUGGCAAUUCCUAGUAAAUCCCACAUUGCUUUCUUUUGAAUGCCCAUCAGUAUCAGUACAAAUCACUUUAGUACAGGAGGAUAAAACUCAACUGUGGUGUAUUUUCUCUUAAUAUUUCAAAAGGGGCUCCAGAAAAUGUCUAUUGUAAUAAAAUGUCUCAGUACCCAAGUGAAAAAAUCUAAUAACUUAGACUAGGAAAACAGUAUGAGCUCAGUGACGCCUUAAAAUGGUUUUCUUUGUGACAAAUCUACAUUCUAGUGACAGAAUAAACAUGUUUUUAUAACAAUCAUUUAUUUUAUCAUGUGCUUGCAUCUGAUCAUCUGGAAAUUGUACACAGACAUAAGACAAUGUAACAAUAUAAUACUUCAUAUUUUGAAGAGAAAUAAGAAGAGAUGUUGGAUUAUCACUGCUUUUAUCUCCGGCAUACUUAUAUUAAUAAGUUAAUGAUUUUAGUUGGGGCAAUGUGCAAAAAGCAUUUUUCCUUCUUUACAAUCAAACUGCAGAUAUACAGAAAGAAAGAAAAUAUUAAUUCUCUUUUAUAUUUAUACAGCUUCAAUUAAAUGCUGAAAGAGGAAAAAUUCUUCUACAUCUUACUAACACAUGAGUUUUUCUUCACACUCACAUAUUCCACUCUUCUUUUUCAGUAUGUUUUCACAAUCCCAUCACAAAAGCUUAAAGUGCAUUAAAGGGAAUGCACAAGGGAUUAUGACGGAUAAGUACUUUGGACCUAUCUUUCCUUGGGUCAUCCAAAAUUUCCGAACUCCAAACUCAAAAUUGCCUUUCAACCAUAUUUGAGAGCCACCAUUUUCCUUCACUCUGCUAAAAGAAAGAGUAACUGUUACAGGCUGCAGUAAAUUCAACACUAUAAAAUGAAAAUGAUGUCAUCAGGCAUUUGUGUAUGUCAUCUAAAACAAACAAUAAAGCUUCAAGACAAUGACGUUUUCAUAUAAAAUGCUUUAAGGUACCAUGCACAAAAGCAGUAUUGUCAGACUUCUAUGUCAACUCUUGAUACACAUGACACAUUUGAUGUCAUAGUAUUUAACACUUUAAGAGUUUCUAGAAAGUCAUUUGCAUUUUUAAAAAUUCUCACUAUUGCACAUGAUCAAAACCAUGCCUCCGUAACACAGCACGUGUACGAGCACAUGCUGUAGAUUCUGGCAGGAACACUUCUAAGAGUGACUUCUCCUGUUGCUUACACCUUUAAUAUCAUCAUGACAAUUUUAGUGUAUAUAGCACUCUAUCCCUCAACACCCUGCUGUCACUAGGAAUUAACAAG